AUGGCCUCUACAACCGAAUUGGAUCAUGUCAAGGCCGUAUGGCAGCAUAUGCGGUCGAACAGUCCUAUUUACAACUUCCUGCUGUCAGAAUUGGAGGUUGUAUCGGCCACUAAGGGAUCCGUCACUUCGCAUCUCACCCUCGGCCCAAAACAAAUGAACAGCUCGGGGACAAUCCAUGGAGCAGUGAGUGCUGCCAUUGUCGAUAUGAGCGGAGGGUUGGCCAUUUGUUCUCACGGACUCGAAAAGUCAGGAGCCAGUAUAGACAUUCAUGUCACGUAUAUCGGACAAGCUCACGUUGGCGAGACGAUUGCGAUCGAGUCCACUGCAAACAAAGUUGGGAGAAUGGAGACUUGCAAGAUCUGUGCCCAGGAGCUGAAAAUUGAACUCGAGCCUGAUGAUUUCGACGAGGCUACUUCGUCGACUGUUGGGGCUGGACAGACGGCUCCUGAUGAUCUCCUCCUCACGUGUGGAUGCCAUUUUCACUGGCAAUGUCUUCUAGAUGAAUCACCACAGAUCGCCAUUUCCAUGCUAUGCCCUUCAUGUUCUUCCAUCAUUUCAGGUGCAACUUCUGAGCAACCUCAAGUAAUCACCCGAUACCACAAUGAAGGCGGAGUCCAAGAAAACCUUGACAUACUCCCUCUCAUCACGGAAGAAGCCUACCUAGAUGCCAACCCAACCGCAAGACCAGCACGAGCAUUUUUGACAAUGUGUGCCGAAGGAGAUGUAGCAGGAGUUGUUGAGCUCUUGAAAGCGAUCGAAGAGGACAGAGAUGAAGAUGACAUGUCACCUGCCGAACUGCUUCGGUACCAGGACCCGCUAGAUGAGAUGAAGACCGGUCUGCACAUGGCAAUCGAGAAGAACCAACAGGAAGCUGCGUGGUUGCUUCUUUGGCUUGCCUCGAGUCUACCUACAGCCGCCUUCCCGGACGAAGUUACUCAAGCUGCGCAGGUGAUGAAUGCGGGGAGGGAAACUGCGGACGCAGCGGAUAUCAGGAGUUUGCGGGAUGUGCAGCAUCGGACGGCCGAGGAUUGGGCACAGAAUAUGGGAGGGGUAUGGGCUGGUUUGGUUGGAGCAGGUGUUCUUAGGGGGUAG
This is a messenger RNA of Lachnellula hyalina, 1092 nucleotides long. Its product is annotated as putative esterase. The coding region runs from base 1 to 1092 and encodes 363 amino acids. Gene Ontology annotation, molecular function: fatty acyl-CoA hydrolase activity. The transcript is spliced from 3 exons. The record is from RefSeq and is a predicted model, not a curated record. NCBI's taxonomy places the organism in Eukaryota, Fungi, Ascomycota, Leotiomycetes, Helotiales, Lachnaceae.